Molecule: messenger RNA, 5310 nt
Organism: Macaca mulatta (Rhesus monkey)
Lineage: Eukaryota; Metazoa; Chordata; Mammalia; Primates; Cercopithecidae
Gene: ZNF420
Product: zinc finger protein 420
Biological process (GO): regulation of immune system process; regulation of cytokine production; negative regulation of transcription by RNA polymerase II
Cellular component (GO): nucleoplasm
Molecular function (GO): RNA polymerase II cis-regulatory region sequence-specific DNA binding; DNA-binding transcription repressor activity, RNA polymerase II-specific
Source: RefSeq, a predicted model, not a curated record
UCAUUGAUGGACAUCUGGGUCGGUUCCAAGUCUUUGCUAUUGUGAAUAGUGCCGCAAUAAACAUACGUCUGCAUGUGAAUCGGACAUAAUUCUUGCCCGACUUUGACCCACUCUAUCUCAGUGCAAUAUAAUUAUCUAUAUUUCACAUAGCUAUGCCUGAUCACACACACAGGUUCAUUCACUCAAGAAUUCUGGUCCCCAAAUUUGCUAUUCCAGUCACAUUACCAGGAAGAGAUCAAUGUAUUUGAUAUAUGGUCUUGAAAGACCAACUUUUAUUAAUGUUUUUCCCUCUGAAGGAGUGGUGAAAUUAUACUCUAUCUUCUCUGUGCUGGAAGUUCACAAGUUUUUGAUUAUUCAAAAAUCGUAAAAGGUCAAGAGGUCUUGAAGUAAGUAAAAAUAAGUUCAGGUUUACCAACAAACUCUACAGCCUUAAGUUACUUUCUGCCAAUCAAGGUUUUCUCAUCAGAAAAUGAAGUGUUUGACCUAGAAUUUGGGAAAUCUGACUAGUGCUGUACUGUCCUAAAAUUCACUCUUCUUAUGUAUAACAUAAUUUUAUUGUUUUAUUAGUUGAUGGCCUCUCAACCUUACCCAGUAAUAGCAGAAACUUUACCCUCUAAUUAGAAAAUAAUGGAUAUCUACUUUUGGCCUACUGUGGCAGAGGAAAAGGCAGUUUACCCUAGGACUGGUUUUGCAAUAAUCUUUCUAAAAACAAAGAAAAAACUACGUUAAUUUUGGAUUCUUCCCCAUAACACAUAUAUUUGAUCCAAUAGAAAAAUCAUGUCUAAAUCACUUGUCAGAUAAAUUGAUUAUCUUUUCCAGAUUACAUUACUACUUAAGGAAGAAAUAACCUGGCCAUAGUAUUUUCAUUGGCACACGCGAUCACACACAGCUCAUUUGCUUUUGGCACCCUUACAGACACUGAAAUACAAGCACAAGGAAAGCACGUUUAUAUAACACAAAUGACCAGUCAAUUACGGACACACACAAAAAAGCAGAUAUACAUGCAGAUACCCUUCAUAAGCAAACCAUGGUAGAGAGCUGUGUAGAAUCGUCUUACUGUCAGACGAUUCUACACAGUGAUAAAAUCCCAUUACUACGCAGCUUAAAGUACAAAUCACCUCACACCCCACAGCAGGAAGAAUCACACACAGGCAGAAACAACCAUACACACCCGGUCACGGAAAGACUCUCGGUCCACCCGGCAUCUCCCAUUGUCACACACACGCGCACACACCCCAAGGGCCUGGCAGGGCACACAGACGAUCCUCUGCAAAUCCGAGGUUCCGGCGGGUCCCCGCACCGGCCCCGGCUCCUGCCUCGCACCUGCCUGGACGGCCGGUCCCAACCUCUCUCCUGCCAGGGGUAGACCCCGGAACCAUUCAGAGCUCGCUCUGGCAGGCCCUGAGCGCCUAACGCCUGCGCACCAAACGUGGGCGGGCGGGCACUCCCAGAAACCUCUGGGGCGCGGCAGGCUGAGUCCACUAGCCCGCGAGAGGUGAGCCGCCCGGGCCUCCUCACGUCCUGGCCGGUCAGCCAGGCGCUGGACUACAUUUCCCAGGGGCACCGUGUCCAGAGUGCCGGACUACAUUUCCCAGAGGCACCGUGUCCGGAGCGCUGGACUACAUUUCCCAGAGGCACGGUGUCCAGAGCACUGGACUACAUUUCCCAGAGGCACCGCGUCCGGAGCGCGGCUUCAUUUCCGUUAGUUUGCGAGAUUUGGAGGCCUCGCGUGGGGAGAGGGCCGCGUCUGUGGAGGAGCUUGGCUCCGCACCUGCUGGGCUGGCGAACCCGAAAUCGGGCUUGGAACCCGGGCGCCAGAUCUUGGACCCUAACUGCAUCUCUGUCAAGAGCCCAGAGGAGAAAGAAUGGCUGUUUCAGUAGCAAUGUCCAAGCUCUGCAUUGUCCAGACUCUGUGCUUUCCUAAGAUAGGAACCCAGAAGAGGACUGAUCAUUUCUUGCAGCUCUAAAAACCAUGGCUCGGAAAUUAGUGAUGUUCAGAGAUGUUGCCAUUGACUUUUCUCAGGAAGAGUGGGAAUGUCUGGACUCCGCUCAGAGAGAUUUGUAUAGAGAUGUGAUGUUGGAGAACUACAGCAACUUGGUAUCACUAGACUUGCCUUCAAGGUGUGCAAGUAAGGACUUAUCUCCAGAAAAGAACACUUAUGAAACAGAAUUAUCCCAAUGGGAAAUGAGCGACAGACUUGAAAAGUGUGAUCUUGAAGAGUCCAAAUCCAGGGAUUAUUUGGAAGCCAAAGGCAAGAUGGAGAAGCAACAAGAAAAUCAGAAGGAGUAUUUCAGGCAAGGGAUGAUCAUAUAUGACAAAAUGUCCAUUUUCAACCAGCAUACUUACUUAUCUCAACAUUCAAGAUGUCAUUCUACUGAGAAACCCUAUAAAUGUAAGGAAUGCGGGAAAGCCUUCAGACGAGCCUCACACCUAACACAACAUCAAAGUAUUCAUACUGGUGAAAAACCCUAUGAAUGUAAGCAGUGCGGGAAGGCCUUUAGUCGUGAUUCACAACUCAGUCUUCAUCAGAGACUUCAUACUGGUGAGAAACCCUAUGCAUGUAAGGAAUGUGGGAAGGCCUUUACUCAAAGCUCGCAACUUAUUUUACAUCAUAGAAUUCAUACUGGUGAAAAACCAUAUAAAUGUGAAGAAUGUGGGAAAGCCUUUAUUCGUAGCUCACAACUUACCCGACAUCAGAAAGUUCAUACUGGUGAGAAACCUUACGAAUGUAAAGAAUGUGGGAAGGCCUUUACUCAGAAUUCACAACUUACACUACACCAGAGACUGCAUACUGGUGAAAAGCUCUAUGAAUGUAAAGAAUGUAGGAAGGUCUUUACUCAGCUCUCACAACUUAUUCUGCAUAAGAGAAUUCAUACCGGUGAGAAACCCUAUGAAUGUAAGGAAUGUGGAAAAGCUUUUAUUUGUGGCUCACAGCUUUCUCAACAUCAGAAAAUUCAUAAUGGGGAAAAACCCUAUGAAUGUAAGGAAUGUGGAAAGGCCUUUAUUCGCGGCUCACUACUUAUGCAACAUCAGAGGAUUCAUACUGGUGAAAAACCCUAUAAAUGUGAAGAAUGUGGGAAGGCGUUUAUCCGUGGCUCACAACUUACUCAGCACCAGAGAAUUCACACCAAUGAAAAGCCCUAUGAAUGUAAGGAAUGUGGAAAGAUGUUUAGUCAUGGCUCACAACUUACUCAACAUCAGAGAAUACAUACUGGUGAGAAACCCUAUCAAUGUAAGGAAUGUGGAAAGGCGUUUAAUCGUGGCUCACUCCUUACACGACACCAGAGGAUUCAUACUGGUGAGAAACCCUAUGAAUGUAAAGAAUGUGGAAAAACCUUUAGUCGUGGCUCAGAACUUACUCAACAUGAGCGAAUUCACACAGGUGAGAAACCCUAUGAAUGUAAGGAAUGUGGGAAAUCUUUUAUUCGUGGCUCACAGCUUACUCAACAUCAGAGAAUCCAUACUGGUGAGAAACCUUAUGAAUGUAAAGAAUGUAGAAUGGCCUUUACUCAGAGUUCACAUCUUUCCCAACAUCAAAGACUUCACACUGGUGAGAAACCCUAUGUGUGUAAUGAAUGUGGAAAGGCCUUUGCGCGUGGCUUACUACUUAUACAACAUCAGAGAAUUCAUACUGGUGAGAAACCGUAUCAAUGUAAGGAAUGUGGGAAAGCCUUUAUUCGUGGUUCACAGUUGACUCAACAUCAGCGAAUUCACACUGGAGAAAAACCCUAUGAAUGCAAGGAGUGUGGCAAGGCCUUUAGUCAUGGCUCUCAGCUUACUCUACAUCAGAGAAUCCAUACUGGUGAGAAGCCCUAUGAAUGCAGAGAAUGUCGAAAGGCCUUUACUCAGAGCUCACAUCUUUCUCGGCAUCAGAGAAUUCAUACUGGUGAGAAACCAUAUCAAUGUAAGGAAUGUGGGAAGGCCUUUACUCGUGGUUCACAGCUAACUCAACAUCAGAGAAUUCAUAUCAGUGAGAAAUCUUUUGAAUAUAAGGAAUGUGGGAUUGACCUUAGUCGUGACUCUCAAGUUUACAUGUGAAUUGUCUGAUUCUUUGAGAUCACUAUGAAGAGGUUCUCUGGUUGUUAUCAGCAAAGAAUUCUCACAAAUGUGAAUAUGGGCGCAUAUUUGCCUCAUAAAGCACAGCAUCAGAGAAUUUAUGUGAGAGAAAAAAUGUUAGUGUCAUUCAUAUAGAAAAACCUAUCAUUACUGGAAACCUAUUACACAUUAGCAAAUUGGAGAAUAGUUUUAAUAUAGUAAAGGUAGGAAGCCCUUUAGCCAUAUUGAAAACAAGUAUCUUUUUCAAAAUUAUUAGCUCUACUAGUUGAUCUUUUUGUUAUAUGGAUCAUGCUUAACCUCUACCUUGGUUUAAUCAUUUUAAGAUAGACCUAAGUAUAUUACCUUUAUUAUAAGAUUCUUGGAAGUAUUAAGUUAUUACAUGUAAAAGCUCUUAGAAUGGUGCCUUGAACAUAGCAUACCACAAAUAUUAGCUACCAUUUUCACUAAUGUUAUUUUAGAGAAUUUGCAUGAGAGGAGAGCACUUAUGAGUGUAAUGAAUAUUGAGAAACCUUUUAUCAACACAUACUAGAUGACUUGGGUGGAGAGCACUGUAUGCCAUAAUGAAUGUGAGAAAGCUGUCAUUUAAAUCUCAUCCAUUAGUGCUAUAAGAGGAAAUUCAUACUGUUAAAAAAAAAAAAAAAAACAACCAGUGGAUUUAAUCAGUGGAUUAUUGAGCACAGCUGUUAGAGAAUUGGGGCAAGGUGUGAAGUGAUUUAACAAAGUCUAAGAUCCAAAGUCUAAUAAAUCUACGAAAUUUUUUAAAACUUGAAUGUAUUGCUUUUGAAGUAAACAAAAUAAGAACUGAUAUUACAGACUAUUUUGCAAUGAAAAGUGAUGAGAGUUUGUGAUAGAGACUGCUUUUUUCCUACCCUAUAUCUAUUUUCUCUUUUUUAUUAACAAAAUUCUGGGCUGAAAAACUAUCUCAGCCUUUCUUGCAGGUCAACAAGAUAGAAGUGGUAUUUAUAUGAGUAGGAGAUUUAUGAAAUCCAUUUUUCCUGUCUUUUUUUUCCUGCCUACAAUGUGGACAUCUAAGCUGGAGCUCUGACACUAUCAUGGGGACUUUGAGAAUGGUAUCUGGGUGUUAUGGAUCAUGGAGCAGAAAUACAGCAGGAGUCUGCAACCCAGAUGACUUUGUGAAACAGCCAUAGUAGCUCUGGUCUGCUUGCCUCCUGUGUUUCUUUAAAUGAAAUUAAACUUCUUAUUUGCUGAUGCUAUUGUAGUUCUGUUAUUGGCAAUAAAAAUUCUUAAGGAAA